AUGCCAGGCAAGACCAUGGAACUGCUUCGCCACCUCAUUGGCAUGCUCAGCGCCAGCUUUGAAAUUGCCUGCGCGCUCCUCUACUACGCCUAUGCGGCCAUCAUCUACGGCACCGGCGCUGCUGUUCUCGUCCUCGGUUGGUGCGCAAUCUGCGGACUUUCCCAGUCCAUCGCAGAGCGCGUGCCUGUCAAAAGGUGGAUCGACCGCCGCCUGCAGGAGGAGUUCCUGCGAAAAGUCAGGAACGCGGGCUUUCAGGAGCUCAACAUGAGAGCUAGGCUCAUCAACGCUGGAGAGGACGUCAAGAUGCGCAACUGGGACAAUGGUCGUAUCCUCGGCGAGAUCUGCGAUGCAGAGGACUUCAUUAUGGGAAAGGUCAGACAUUACACGCCCCAUGUCAGCGGGCACCGGUACGAUAUCCACCCAGUCAUACCUGGAAUGUUCAUUCCUCCACACCCGACCCCGACGGCCCCAUCCUCCUAUGCCAUUGUUCGUUGGUGGUUCUCCCAGGACCACGAGCUCCACCAACUAGAGUGCUCCAUCGCGGGCUUCUCGGUGCAGCUCGAAGAGAACAGGCGCAGGCUGGAGGUCCUGAGACGGGAGAAUGAGAGCCUGAGGCAGGAGCUUGGCCAGGCCCUAGAGAGGAAGCACAAGGUGCGGCACCGGCCGACUUUGCCCAACUACAAGCAGAUGUACCAGAACUUCGACGCGGCUCUCGAGACACUGCGGCACGGCCUUCCUCUGCACCACCUCCACAACGAGUGCAAAUGUGCGCACGAGGUUGCCCGCUCCUAUCCAGAGUGGCUUGUGCCUCCCCCAAAGCCACUGCGUUGGUGGGAGUGGGGCUUGCUGGCCCCGGGCCAGCCUCCCCCCCGGACGACAUCCCUAUCAGCCUUCGGCGACUUGUCUGCGCCUGCCAGGGCUCUGACCCACUCUCCCCAUAACACCGCCGUCUUUGCAGGGCGGGCCUCGAUCCCGGCGCUACCACUUCCGCCUCUCUUUGGCACACCGCCUCAUGUAGGCUCCAUAGCGAUGCCGGAACGCCUUUUACACUCCGCCGGCCCUCCUCACGCUGCCCUCACGACGCCUGCCACACCUCCGUCAUCGCCUAUCAAGAGCCUCUCCCUGGCUGACAGGCUUCGCGAUCCAACCGGCCUCCGGGCAAGGCCUCCUACACCCUCCCCCCCAGCGAGUCCUCGCCAUAGUCACUCUUGA
Messenger RNA from Diaporthe batatas, 1212 nucleotides. RefSeq lists its product as uncharacterized. The record is from RefSeq and is a predicted model, not a curated record. Lineage: Eukaryota; Fungi; Ascomycota; Sordariomycetes; Diaporthales; Diaporthaceae. The transcript has 4 exons. Bases 1 to 1212 code for a protein of 403 amino acids.